AUGGCGCAGUUCUGGCCCGACGGAAGUAUGAUGUGGACGACGAAAGGGUGCCACGGCGACCUCUAUGCGCUGAUGGUGCGGCGCACCUUUGUCAAUCUCGAGCACGCCCCCGGCGCGGACAGCGUGGUAUGGGGCGUGGCAAAUGCUGAGAAGCGCAGCUCUUCUGCUCCUCUGCAGAAGAGGUGGAAGAAGCCCUGGGACCAACCGUCCAUGUGGCUUGAGCACCAAGCGCGCCGCUGCAAACCUUGCUUCUUCUUCCACACCAAGGCUGACGGCUGCCGCAAGGGCGGUCAAUGCGACCGCUGUCACUUUUGCAGCGCCCGGGAGGUCAAGGCAUUCAAGUUGCGCUUGCAGCGCGCUCGCAGCCGCAACUUUGGAACCUGA
Messenger RNA from Effrenium voratum, 384 nucleotides. The record is from the annotation of a GenBank genome assembly. Lineage: Eukaryota; Dinophyceae; Suessiales; Symbiodiniaceae.